AUGGCUACUCCCCCAUCCACUCCUUCGCGUCGUUUGACGCGCUCACAGACAGCCACGACUGUGCUGGGCAAGCGUACUUCGCUUUCCCGCUCGUCUUCGGUUGUAUCUAAUAAAUCUGUAUCGAUGAUUACUCCUGAGUCUACGCCCAAGUUAAAAAGAGUUCGUACGUUGGUCGUUGAAGACGACGACGCGAGGGCGAACAAGGAAAACAUACCACCUUUACGUGAUCUUAUGCUGGACUCCCCCUCUGCUUCUCGCCUAAGUCGGAGAUCCAGCUUUAGCUCUAACAUCUCUACUGCGUCUACGCGAUCAAGAAAUAGCCUUCGCAGAAGCGCUACAUACACUGCAGGUUCUCAGACACCUUCCACUGGUCUCAAUAACUUGCCCAUCGCUUCUCCACCUCCGACACCACCCUCUUCUAUUCCACUCUACCUCCGCGUUCGGGGGCUAUUGCGCGCAACGUCAAACGCUAAUCGUGGCAUGAGUUUGGAGGGCCGUGAGACCGAACGUUCUAUUAUCGAAUCCUUCCUUCACAGCCUCGACGCCGACUCGGACGUCUCGGAGUCUGUUUUAUAUAUCUCCGGCGCGCCCGGCACUGGCAAGACUGCUCUCGUCAAUUCAAUCAUCUCUUCGGCGAAGGUUGCCGACGAUGUCAAACUACUCUUCAUGAAUUGUAUGGCCAUCCCAGGCAUGGACGCACUCUGGCAGAAGCUAGCGGAUGAAUUUGAGGGUGCGACUGUCAAGGGUAAGGCUGGACGAGGAGGCGCCGGAAAGAAGCUACAAGGGAAAGAGAAGGUGUGCGCUAUCCUUGAAAAGCAGCGCGGUCUUAAGUGUAUACUGGUUCUCGAUGAGCUGGACAACCUAGCAGCUAGUUCUUCAAAUGGCUUGCAGCCCCUUUUCGCUCUCGCGGCCUCCUACCCUUCGACAAUUCGUAUCGUUGGUAUCGCAAACACGCAUACUCUCACCUCCACUUCUUCAGCUUCAGAUAGCGAACCAGUCACGCCUUCAGGUUCGCGUGCAAAGGGUGCAAAAAUCAGGACGAUCCAUUUCGCUCCAUACAAUUCUUCAGAACUUCUUGCGAUCCUGAACAAGCGUUUCGAAAACCUCCCGCAGGACGAACUGAAGAAACUCCUACCUACUCCGGCACUUACAUUACUUACGAAGAAGGUUUCUGCCUUGACGGGCGAUGUUCGCGUGCUUUUCGAAGUCCUAAGAGGAGCUAUUGACAACGCAGCUUCUUCCUCGUCUACGUCUCCUCCGGAUGCUGCGUCUACACCUACCAGCCCUUCAUCAGAAUAUGCUUCAAAAAUUACCGUCUCACCUGCGCACAUCCUCUCCGCUCUCAAGUCGUAUGCACCCUCCGCUUCGAAAAUGAAGCCCACUGCAACUAGCACGGGCGCGUCUAGCAACAAUGAGAUUAUAUCUAAGGUCCGCGACCUCGGACUACAGCAGCGACUCGUUCUGUUGGCGCUCGUACUCGCGUCGAAGCGAUCUGCAGCCACACUUCCUCUUUCCUCUGCUUCAUCCUCCCCUACCAUCAAGACUCUUCCUUCUCCGACAAAGCGUCCACGCUCGCCCUUAAAACGAACUGGUUCUGGCGUCUCUGUCGCAUCCACUGCCAGCGACCCUUCGUCUAUCUCAUCUGGCCCCGAUAGUGCACAACUAUACUCCUAUUACGCAACGUUACUCGCCACCGCAGACACCUUCACCUCCAUAUCUCGCUCUGAAUUCACGGAUAUACUCGGCAUGUUGGAGACCUUGGGUCUUAUCACGCUCACCAGCCCGUCAGCGCGUUCCUUUAAGCGUUCCUCGUCAUUUACUGGCUCUGCGAAGUCAAGCAGCACAGGCGGAGUGCAAAACAUCGCUCUACAGGCCCACAUCCGUGAAGGCGAAGUCGUGCGAGGACUAGGCAUCGAUACCGUCGUUUCCGACGAAUCCGAUCCUCUUGAAGAAGAAAUCCGCAAGAUUUGGUCUCGAGAGAUGAACCGCAUAAAACGAGAAGCGAAGGCAAAAGACGCACUCGCCGUGCUCGAAGGAAUUGAAGGGUUCGAGGACGCCAUCAUGGGUUAAUGAGUUAAACAAAGCAAAACGGAAUUUCUCUUUAUCUAAUCAUCUCUCUACGUCAAUUUAGCUUUUUAUCUUAGUGGUCUCAGAUUUUAUCUACUUUU
Messenger RNA from Fomitiporia mediterranea MF3/22, 2168 nucleotides. Its product is annotated as P-loop containing nucleoside triphosphate hydrolase protein. The coding region runs from base 1 to 2070 and encodes 689 amino acids. Gene Ontology annotation, cellular component: nucleus. Gene Ontology annotation, biological process: mitotic DNA replication checkpoint signaling. The record is from RefSeq and is a predicted model, not a curated record. NCBI's taxonomy places the organism in Eukaryota, Fungi, Basidiomycota, Agaricomycetes, Hymenochaetales, Hymenochaetaceae. The transcript has 3 exons. Gene Ontology annotation, molecular function: ATP hydrolysis activity; DNA replication origin binding.